AUGACUGUCAAGGAGCAUAAGGUGGUCCACGAGGCCCACAAUGUUAAAGGGCGCACACCUCCAAAACAUUUUUACGAUAAACAGCCUGGGAAUGGUUACGUAACGGACAUGAAGCAUUACCGUGAGAUGUACGAUCAAUCGAUCAACGACCCAGAGACGUUUUUCGGUCAGAAGGCGAAGGAAUUCCUACACUGGGACAGGCAGUUCAGUCAGGUUAAAUCAGGGUCGUUGGAAAAUGGUGAUGCAGCAUGGUUUUUGAAUGGUGAAUUGAAUGCAUCGUACAAUUGUGUUGAUAGACAUGCAUUCGCCGAUCCAUCGAAGCCUGCGUUGAUUUACGAAGCAGACGAUGAGAAGGACAACAGAAUUAUCACAUUUGGUGAGUUGCUGAGACAAGUCUCCGAAGUAGCAGGAGUUUUGAAGAGCUGGGGUGUCAAGAAAGGUGACACAGUCGCUGUUUACCUGCCAAUGAUUCCGGAGGCCGUUGUUGCAAUGUUGGCAAUUGCGCGUCUUGGUGCGAUUCACUCAGUUGUUUUCGCUGGGUUUUCUUCGGGUUCCUUGAAAGAUCGUGUUGUCGAUGCUGGUUCAAAGGUUGUCAUUACUUGUGACGAAGGUAAGAGAGGUGGUAAAACUGUUCACACGAAGAAAAUUGUCGAUGAAGGUCUAAAUGGCGUCGAUCAAGUAUCGCAUAUUCUAGUCUUCAAGAGAACAGGUACUGAGGGCAUUAAGAUGAAGGCUGGCAGAGAUUUCUGGUGGCACGAAGAAGCAGCCAAAAAUAGAGGCUAUUUACCACCAGUUCCUGUUAAUUCUGAAGAUCCGUUAUUUUUGCUAUAUACUUCAGGCUCAACGGGUUCGCCAAAGGGUGUUGUCCAUUCCACUGGUGGUUAUUUAUUGGGUGCUGCUUUAACAACAAGAUACGUUUUUGAUAUUCAUCCAGAAGAUGUUCUUUUCACUGCUGGUGAUGUUGGUUGGAUUACUGGUCAUACUUAUGCAUUAUAUGGACCGCUAGUUCUUGGUACAGCAACAAUUAUCUUUGAAUCGACACCUGCUUAUCCAGAUUAUGGUAGAUAUUGGAGAAUUAUUGAACGUCACAAGGCAACUCAUUUCUAUGUUGCGCCAACAGCGUUGAGAUUAAUCAAACGUGUUGGUGAAUCUGAAAUCGCUAAAUACGACACUUCAUCGCUACGUGUAUUAGGAUCUGUUGGUGAACCAAUUGCUCCUGAUUUAUGGGAUUGGUAUCAUGAAAAAGUCGGUAAAAACAGUUGUGUCAUUUGUGACACUUUCUGGCAAACAGAGUCUGGUUCUCAUUUAAUUGCACCAUUGGCUGGUGCAAUUGAUACAAAACCUGGUUCCGCAACUGUGCCAUUCUUUGGUAUUGAUGCAUGCAUUAUUGAUCCUGUCACGGGUAUCGAAAUUCAAGGUAAUGAUGUGGAGGGUGUCCUUGCUGUGAAAUCUACCUGGCCAUCCAUGGCAAGAUCUGUCUGGAAUAAUCAUCAUCGUUACAUCGAAACGUAUUUGAAACCAUAUCCAGGUUAUUAUUUCACCGGUGAUGGUGCCGGUAGAGAUCAUGAUGGUUACUACUGGAUUAGAGGUAGAGUCGAUGACGUCGUAAAUGUUUCUGGUCAUAGAUUGUCAACAGCAGAAAUCGAAGCAUCUUUAGUCAAUCAUGAGGGUGUUUCUGAAUCUGCUGUUGUUGGUAUCAGUGAUGAAUUGACUGGACAAGCCGUCAUUGCUUUCGUUUCUUUAAAGAAUGGUUACGUACAAGAAAAGGUUCCAGAUGGCGAUUCUGAACAUAUUACUCCACAAAAUAUACGUCGUGAAUUAAUUUUACAGGUUAGAGGUGAAAUUGGACCAUUUGCAGCACCAAAGACUGUCAUCUUGAUCAGAGAUCUACCAAAGACAAGAUCGGGUAAGAUCAUGAGAAGAAUUUUAAGAAAAAUUGCAUCAAACGAGGCCGACCAACUUGGUGAUUUAUCGACAUUAGCAAAUGCUGAUGUUGUUCCAGCUGUAAUUUCUGCUACAGAGGAUCAAUUCUUUGCUGAAAAGAAAAAAUAA
Messenger RNA from Zygotorulaspora mrakii, 2052 nucleotides. RefSeq names its product acetate--CoA ligase ACS2 (gene ACS2). NCBI's taxonomy places the organism in Eukaryota, Fungi, Ascomycota, Saccharomycetes, Saccharomycetales, Saccharomycetaceae. Gene Ontology annotation, cellular component: cytosol. The record is from RefSeq and is a predicted model, not a curated record. The transcript has a single exon. Gene Ontology annotation, molecular function: acetyl-CoA synthetase activity; AMP binding. The coding region runs from base 1 to 2052 and encodes 683 amino acids.